GAAGGCGUGAGGGCGGGCAGCAGCGACAGGAUGCUUGUUUUUCGCUCUACCAAAGUCGUCUGAAGGCGAGACAGCGGGCCCAGGGCGCAGGACCCACCGCAGCCCCCUGGGCAGUCUCCUCGCCCCGCGUCCGCGUCGUCUCCGGGGCACUUAGUAAGGGGUGGGGAGAGCUUGCCCUCCCUCUUAAGCUGAGGAGAAACACCCGAAGACACCGCAGGAGCCUGUGAAAGUCCCUAGGACUCCAAGUGAGGAAGUGACACUCCCAGGCGAGCCGGCCCGCGGCUGCCAGUCUGCACGGCCUCGGCACGGCGGCCCCGGAGCGGCGCGGGGUGGAUCUCAGGCUCUGCCGGCCCGCGGCCCGCGGGGUCCAUGCGCAGGGCCCCCAGCCCAAGUUCUUCCAUCUUCCGAUGCGGCCCCCCAGAGCCGCGGGGCAGCCGGUGAUCUAGCCCGGGAGCCCAUCUUACAGCGGUGCCAAGCAGAGGGGCGGCAGAGACGGAGGGGCAGCCUCUUUGGGACUAACUCAUGAAGAACAAGGGUGCUAAGCAGAAGCUGAAACGAAAGGGAGCCGCCAGCGCGUUUGGCUGUGACCUGACGGAGUAUCUGGAAAGCUCGGGACAGGAUGUUCCAUACGUUUUGAAGAGCUGUGCAGAAUUUAUAGAGACUCACGGCAUCGUGGAUGGAAUCUAUCGGCUUUCAGGAGUCACCUCAAACAUACAACGGCUAAGGCAAGAGUUUGGCUCAGAUCAAUGUCCAGAUCUGACAAGGGAAGUGUACCUCCAGGACAUCCACUGUGUGGGCUCGCUUUGCAAGCUCUACUUUAGGGAGCUGCCCAACCCCCUCCUGACUUAUGAGCUCUAUGAGAAAUUCACGGAGGCAGUGUCGCAUUGCCCUGAAGAAGGCCAACUGGCCCGAAUCCAAAAUGUUAUCCAGGAGCUUCCUCCAUCCCACUAUAGGACCUUGGAAUACCUGAUUCGACACCUGGCCCAUAUCGCCUCCUUCAGCAGCAAGACCAACAUGCACGCCCGGAACCUGGCCCUGGUGUGGGCGCCAAACCUCCUCAGGUCUAAAGAAAUUGAAGCCACUGGUUGCAAUGGAGAUGCAGCCUUCCUUGCAGUCCGGGUCCAGCAGGUGGUGAUUGAGUUCAUAUUGAAUCAUGUAGAUCAAAUCUUUAACAACGGUGCACCUGGGUCUCUGGAGAAUGAUGAAAACCGGCCCAUCAUGAAGAGCCUGACCUUGCCAGCCCUCUCCCUGCCCAUGAAGCUGGUGAGCCUUGAGGAAGCUCAAGCCCGCAGCCUGGCCACUAACCAUCCUGCUCGCAAGGAAAGGAGGGAGAACAGCCUGCCUGAGAUUGUCCCUCCCAUGGGCACCCUCUUCCACACUGUCCUUGAGUUACCAGACAACAAGCGAAAGCUCUCCAGUAAAUCAAAGAAGUGGAAAUCAAUAUUUAACCUGGGACGUUCUGGAUCAGACUCCAAAUCAAAACUGAGUAGAAAUGGGAGUGUAUUUGUGAGAGGACAGAGGCUCUCGGUGGAAAAGGCUACUAUCCGACCAGCUAAAAGCAUGGACUCACUAUGUUCAGUGCCUGUGGAAGGAAAAGAAACCAAGGGAAAUUUCAAUCGAACAGUUACCACCGGUGGAUUUUUCAUUCCAGCAACAAAGAUGCACUCCACCGGCACCGGCAGCUCAUGUGACCUCACCAAGCAGGAGGGCGAAUGGGGCCAGGAGGGGAUGCCUCCCGGGGCUGAGGGUGGCUUUGAUGUGAGCAGUGAUCGCAGCCAUCUCCAGGGCGCUCAGGCCCGGCCCCCACCGGAACAGCUGAAGGUUUUCCGGCCUGUUGAGGAUCCGGAGAGCGAGCAAACAGCCCCAAAGAUGUUGGGUAUGUUCUACACUUCGAACGACAGCCCUAGCAAAUCCGUCUUCACCAGCAGCCUCUUCCAGAUGGAGCCCUCGCCGCGUAACCAGCGCAAGGCGCUGAACAUCUCCGAGCCCUUUGCGGUAUCUGUGCCGCUCCGCGUGUCCGCAGUCAUCAGCACCAACAGCACGCCGUGCAGAACACCCCCGAAGGAGCUGCAGUCUCUUUCCAGCCUGGAAGAGUUUUCUUUUCAUGGAUCAGAGAGCGGAGGCUGGCCAGAAGAAGAGAAACCGCUGGGAGCUGAGACUUCUGCAGCUUCUGUACCUAAGAAGGCAGGUCUUGAGGAUGCCAAGGCAGUACCUGAAGCACCGGGGACAGUGGAAUGCAGCAAAGGCCUGUCCCAGGAGCCAGGCGCCCACCUGGAGGAGAAGAAAACCCCAGAAAGCUCCUUGAGCUCUCAACAUUUAAAUGAAUUAGAGAAGAGGCCAAAUCCGGAGAAGGUGGUGGAGGAGGGACGAGAGGCUGGUGAGAUGGAGUCCAGCACCCUGCAGGAGAGCCCCAGGGCCAGAGCCGAAGCUGUGCUUCUCCAUGAGAUGGAUGAAGAUGAUCUGGCCAAUGCCCUGAUCUGGCCUGAGAUUCAACAGGAGCUGAAAAUCAUUGAAUCUGAGGAGGAGCUCUCAUCGUUGCCACCUCCUGCUCUGAAGACCAGCCCAAUUCAGCCUAUUCUCGAGUCGAGUCUGGGGCCCUUUAUUCCCUCAGAGCCUCCUGGGAGCUUGCCUUGUGGCUCCUUCCCUGCUCCAGUCUCCACCCCUCUGGAGGUGUGGACUAGGGAUCCAGCCAAUCAGAGCACACAGGGGGCUUCCACAGCAGCCAGCAGAGAGAAGCCGGAACCUGAGCAGGGCCUGCACCCAGACCUCGCCAGCCUGGCUCCUCUGGAAAUAGUUCCUUUUGAGAAGGCAUCUCCACAAGCAACAGUGGAAGUAGGAGGCCCAGGCAAUCUGUCUCCUCCACUCCCACCUGCUCCUCCCCCUCCAACUCCUCUGGAGGAGUCAACUCCAGUCCUGCUUUCAAAGGGCGGCCCGGAAAGAGAAGACUCAUCCAGGAAAUUGAGGACAGAUCUCUACAUAGACCAGCUGAAGUCCCAAGACAGCCCUGAGAUCUCUAGCCUCUGUCAGGGAGAGGAGGCAACCCCAAGACACAGUGACAAGCAAAAUUCAAAGAAUGCUGCUUCUGAGGGGAAAGGCUGUGGUUUUCCAAGCCCAACCAGGGAGGUUGAGAUCGUCUCACAAGAAGAGGAGGAUGUAACCCAUUCAGUACAGGAGCCUUCAGACUGUGACGAAGAUGACACUGUGACAGACAUUGCCCAGCAUGGCCUGGAGAUGGUGGAGCCCUGGGAGGAACCCCAGUGGGUGACGAGUCCCCUUCACUCUCCCACCCUGAAAGACGCGCACAAGGCCCAGGUACAGGGCCUUCAGGGUCACCAGUUGGAGAAGAGGCUUUCCCACAGGCCCAGCCUUCGCCAGAGCCAUUCUCUAGAUAGCAAACCCACGGUUAAAAGCCAGUGGACUCUCGAGGUUCCCUCCUCCAGCAGCUGUGCUAAUCUUGAAACAGAGAGGAAUUCUGACCCUCUUCAGCCCCAGGCACCCAGGAGAGAGAUUACUGGAUGGGAUGAGAAAGCCCUGAGGUCCUUCAGAGAGUUCUCUGGCCUGAAAGGGGCAGAGGCUCCUCCCAACCAGAAGGGACCAAGUGGUGUGCAACCCAACCCAGCAGAAACCAGCCCCAUCAGCCUAGCAGAGGGAAAGGAGCUAGGGACACACCUGGGGCACAGCAGUCCACAGAUUAGGCAAGGUGGUGUUCCUGGGCCAGAGAGCAGCAAGGAGAGUUCACCCAGCGUGCAGGACAGCACUUCGCCUGGAGAGCACCCCGCAAAGUUACAGCUAAAGAGCACAGAGUGUGGGCCCCCAAAAGGGAAAAACAGGCCUUCUUCCCUCAACUUGGACCCUGCCAUUCCCAUUGCUGACCUCUUCUGGUUUGAGAAUGUGGCCUCAUUUAGUUCACCUGGAAUGCAGGUCUCUGAGCCAGGAGACCCAAAGGUCACAUGGAUGACCUCAUCUUACUGUAAAGCAGACCCCUGGAGGGUUUACUCCCAGGACCCCCAGGACCUGGACAUUGUUGCUCAUGCACUGACAGGCCGCCGUAACUCAGCUCCUGUGAGUGUGUCAGCUGUGAGAACCUCCUUCAUGGUCAAAAUGUGCCAGGCCAGGGCGGUCCCAGUCAUCCCUCCCAAGAUUCAGUACACCCAGAUCCCACAGCCCCUGCCCUCUCAGAGCUCAGGGGAGAAUGGGGUUCAGCCUCUGGAGAGGAGCCAGGAGGGACCCAGCUCAACCAGUGGGACCACUCAGAAACCUGCCAAAGAUGAUUCUCCCUCCUCCCUGGAAAGCUCAAAGGAAGAAAAACCAAAGCAAGAUCCCGGAGCCAUUAAGUCCUCACCAGUGGAUGCCACUGCACCCUGCAUGUGCGAGGGACCUACCCUUUCUCCAGAACCAGGCUCGUCUAACCUGCUCUCCACCCAGGAUGCAGUAGUGCAAUGCAGAAAGCGCAUGUCAGAGACAGAGCCAUCUGGGGACAACCUUCUUUCUUCAAAACUAGAGCGACCAUCUGGGGGUUCUAAGCCUUUCCACAGGUCAAGGCCAGGAAGACCUCAGAGCCUAAUCUUAUUCAGUCCUCCUUUCCCCAUUAUGGACCACCUGCCCCCUUCAUCCACAGUGACAGAUUCCAAGGUCCUGCUGUCCCCUAUCAGAAGUCCCACCCAGACAGUUUCCCCUGGCCUUCUUUGUGGAGAGUUGGCAGAAAACACAUGGGUCACACCAGAAGGGGUUACACUUAGGAAUAAAAUGACCAUCCCUAAGAAUGGCCAGAGACUAGAGACCUCAACCAGCUGUUUUUACCAGCCUCAGCGGAGAUCAGUAAUUCUGGAUGGAAGAAGUGGGAGGCAAAUAGAAUGAUUUCGGUUCACCUGCUGGUGUCUGAAAAAAACCGUGAUUCAUCUGGAAGUUAUUACAGGGCCAGCUUGCCAUAUUCCAGGCACACGUUAUCAAGUUUGGGCCUAUUGUGGCCUCUGACUUCUCUUUCUUCAGCCUUUUGACCACUUAUUAAUUAGUCCAUUUGCUAGAAGAGUGGUCAAGGGAAAAACGAGAGAUGAAAUUUAGUUAAGUCUAUGUGAGCAAGUGAGAGAAGGUUAGGUAAGGGGAGAGGAUGGAAUGCUUGCCUCCAAUGAACUUUGGAGCUUGUAUGUGAGUCAGAUUGCUCCCCUAUUGCUAUUAUCUAUUACUCUUGAGAGCUGGCUGUCCUUUGAAAGAAAGAAGUAAUGUUCUUUGAAAGAAAGAAAAAUCUCUUGCUGUGUCAAACCUCAAAAUGUUGCUAUUGGGGUUAGAAGGCCUCCUCUUUAUGCUUUUUAAUGCUCUUUCAAACGUGUUCUUUUAGACCAGUUUUCUAAUAAGCUUUGUAAAAUGUACUAUCCAAAUUAGAAGCGGAUUUGGAAAUGCAAACUAACGUGCACUUAGAUAUCCAAGUGGGUGAGCUUAGCCACUCUUACCCAUGCUCUUUCCCUGGAAUCCCUGGAGACCUGUCCAAGAUGAUUUCCAUAUACCAGCAUAGAAAAUCAGAAUCAAGAGCAAACUCUGAGACUGGCACAAUCCAAGAAGAUUUCCUGGCUCUGGCUUUUAGUAAUUUGGGACUCCAACUGCCACUGUACUGGACUGUAAUUUAUAAAUCCAGUAGCUACGCAGGGUGGAGGCUGGGCUGAGGAUUACCAUAAUGAAAUGUACUAAAUCUUCAUUUAGGUAUGCAAUUGUGAAGUGAAGGCAUCUGCUUUCUUUACAGUAUCAGAGUCCAAGAACAGGAUGUCACCAUAGAUAAAAGCCUCAUACAAAGGCAGAACUACACUCCAAAUUUAAUGUGUUUAAAUUGGUGGGGCACCAGCAGAAAAUAUUCUAGCUCAGCUUUACUCUUCUUCCACACUAGGCUGGGCCCAGCAAUACAGGAGAGGAUGAAGGGAGGAGCUCCAGGAGGCGAGGGAAGAGCCCUAGCAGGGCGGCCAUCACAACCACUCACUGAGAGUUGCCCUUCUUAAAAAUGUAUUUUAUUUUAGCCAGUGGGUCCCUUCCUUUCUCCUUUCCUCUCUACUGCUCAAGAACAGAUUUGAGGCCAGGUGCGGUGCCUCACAUCUGUAAUCCCAACACUUUGGGAGGCUGAGAUGGGUGGAUUGCUUGAGCCCAGGAGUUCAAGACCAGCCUGGGCAACACAGCGAGACCCCAUCUCUUAAAAAAUAACAGACUUGAGGAACCCCUCUCCCUUCCAUAAUUCCCCUCAUCCACCGCCCACUCCAGGCACUCACUCAAACUUGCUCUUCAACUCUGUAUACAAGCAGAAGCAAUAAACCAAUCUGAUUUUCUUUUCAAUUAUUUAUAACUUUCAAUGGUUCUUUCCUUUCCAGCUGGCGAGAGAAAGGAGAACUAAUAUACCUGCUGGCAGAUUUUUGGUGCUGCCCAAAAAAGGACUUCACAGGGCAUCUCUUCUCAGGUUCAAGCCUGGCUGAAUUCUGCCCAGAAGCUCAGUCAUUGCAGAAAUUUCUCUAAGGGCUGAUAGUACCUCUGGGUAGGCGUCACAACCAAGGCUGGUUCUGGGCUUAGUGGGGGCUGAGAUGAAGUUACCUCCUCCAAUGAGAAAUUGGGAGCUGAUGCCCUGCAACAGAUAUAUAUUCCUCUCUCUCUCUGUCUCUCUAUCUCUCUCCUCCCUCUCCCUCCCUCCCUCCCCGCCAAUAAGCCUUACAAACAGUUUUGAAAUCUUGUUCUGUACCUUUUAAGCCAGUGUCUGUGGCGAGGGUGACUGGCAAGUCAGCUGAUGAGUUCUGCCUUCUGAGAGCACUGAGUGAGCAAGGCCUUUCAUCAGUGUUUUGGCCUUCUCAUUGGGUGAGGAAGACAUUGAACCAACAGCCAACGAGAUAUGAACCUGUAAGAAAAAAGUCCUAGAAUAUAGUAUUUUUCCCCAGGCCAGCAAAGUGAAGAAAUACAGUGGUGACAGAUGAGAAAGGCCAUGUUCAAGAGAUCUGAAAAGUACAUUCCUGCCUUAUCAGAAAAUGUGUCAGACAGGUUUUAUGUCAGCCUCAGUGCUCCUGCGGUGUCGACGCUCUGAUAAGGACCAUGUUCCAGUUAGAAUGCGAGGGAGGGAAAGAGCUGCACUUUGCUUCACCAUCAGAACUCUGAGCCAAAUAAUGAAUAUGUAAACUAUUUUAUGAUUAUUUUAAAUGUUUGUUUGGUAACAUUUAUAAGAUCUAUUUUUAUUUGGGGAUAGACUGAGAAGCCACCAUUUACAUAUUAACAAGUGACUUCAGUUCUAAGGGUUGAGAUGCCUGUGUGGAUUUAUAAAAUGGUUGCAAGAUCUUUUAGACUCUGACAUUUAUAGCAUCACCUUCAGGAACACAGUUCUGGGGAUGUCAUCAUGAGACACACUGACAGCUGUGGAGAUAGUCCCUACUCUCAGCUUUCCUUGCUAGUCAAGUCCAAAAGGCCUUAGAAGCUGACUCACCUUCUCAGCCAGAGUCCUGCUGCUCAAGUGUGGACCUCCACUUUGACUCUCACCCAGCCUGCCAGCCAUCACAAAGGCUUUCAUAAACUUCCUGUGGUCUGGGCUAGCCUGGCACUGAUGAAAUUCCAUUCUAAAGAAAGAAAACUCAUAUUCCUCCCCCCCACAAAUUGUUCCCCCAAAUGCUCUGGGAUUACCUAUUUCACCACUCAUUUGAGUCUCCGAAAAAUGAACUCCCUGAGAAUGGCUGGAUGGGAAUCAGAUAGUCUGCUUCCAUUCAGGAGAGGGACAGAACAGGAGCUGCUGUGUUUAGGAGGAUUUACCUGGUGCCCUAGAAAGGGCUAUGCAAUCAAAUUCUCAAGGGCUCCUUCAAAUCAGCUAUCAGUCCUCAAAAUGGGGGUUGCUGAUGUUAAAUGAUGGAUUUGCAGUGAAACGCAUGCAUGUACUGACGUUUUCUUUCAGCAUUAGUGGUUGCUUAAGAAAAUAGUAACCUAUAUUUUCUGCUACACUUGGAAUAUGAAGAAAUCUGAACAAGAACCCCAUUAAGACACCUAACCUAAUCUAAACCCUAAAAUUCAAAAUAUUGUCCAAGUCAAAAGUCUAGACUCUGAGGACAUUAAAAAUGUAAAUAUCAUCAUCCUUAGCAAAUAUUUAUUGGGAGCUUAGUAAUAGUGCACUGGGUACCUUAGCACUCCCAAAUCAUUCAAGAGUCUAGUGAAAAAGGGGGAGGGAUGGCAGCAAAUAAAACACCCCCAUAAACAACCAGGAGCAAGGUUGAGAACCAUUAAGUUGCCAAACAAAAGCAGAAGGGGAAAAAGUGUGGCAACAAGCAUCUUUUAAUAGGAUAGUUGACGGUAUUCAAGUGACCUACUGACUCCAAAUAAUCAAAUUGAACACAAUUGCAAAUCCAAUAGAACAUCCCAGUGAGACACUCGGGUAUUUGAGAACUUUGCUUGAUUUAGAAAACUGGAAAGUGGCAACUAGGCUAGAAUAGUGGCAACUAGGUUCGGAGGUUUCGUGUGGUCAUAAUUGGUUUGGUGAAGUGUGAGAUCUCUGCAAAUGAGCCAGGUAAGAUCAGUAUUCCAUAGUGCUUGAAAAGGGGAUUUUAGAGACUUCUGUCAUCACAAAGCAGAUUAACUCCUAGUUAAUGAUGAAGCAGUAGGCCCAAGAUAAACUGUUCAAUUCAAGAUAAAUUGUUCUUGUCAGUGUUUGGCAUAUGAUAAUCACAUUUGGCUAAAAUUGGAUGGGACAGUCAUUUGUCUACACAGGCCUUCCAUUCCUGCAUGAAGAGAUACUGGGGAGCAUACAAUUAUUUUGUCCAGUAUUAGAGUGGGAGAAGUUCUCAGUAAGUCCAGUCCCACCAGGAUUUAUUUGGGCCACAUUCUACCACGGCCAGUCCAAUCUGAUGACCACAUGAAUUGGGGUUAAGUGUUGCUAAGACUAUGAUUUUAGACAUGUCUGGCAGGAAGGUCAGCUCAAAAUGUGGCAUGACAAAGAAUAUGUGCUCUACUACCAAAACCUUUCCUAGCAAAACAAGGCCAGAAGAGGGAGCAAGCAUCUUUCCAAGCAUGGAGAGGAGGGGGCAAUGGUGGAAGGGUGAUUGCCUGAAAUCAGUGCCAGUACAGAUAGCAUAAAAUUGGGGGCCACCACAGAUUGGCUGGCUACUGUGUAGAUCAUUUAGUAAUCUUGAGGUACAUUAAUAAUGCAGAGAUUACUUUUCUGUGAGGGUAAGGGGGACGUAGCUAAAUAUAAGAAGCUUACAAGGUCCAUAGCCAUGUAUUUUACUGGAUAAAUCACAAUGCUUUGCAAUAACUUAAUGUCAUAGUACUUUCUGGCUUAUAAUUCUGCAAAGUAAAGCACUUUUUCAAAGGA
This is a messenger RNA of Homo sapiens (human), 9307 nucleotides long. It is a transcript of the gene ARHGAP31, whose product is annotated as Rho GTPase activating protein 31. The record is from RefSeq and is marked reviewed. The transcript has 12 exons. The coding region runs from base 523 to 4857 and encodes 1444 amino acids. Gene Ontology annotation, biological process: signal transduction. Gene Ontology annotation, molecular function: SH3 domain binding; GTPase activator activity. NCBI's taxonomy places the organism in Eukaryota, Metazoa, Chordata, Mammalia, Primates, Hominidae. Gene Ontology annotation, cellular component: focal adhesion; lamellipodium.